AUGUUCUGGCUUCCGACUCUCCUCGGCCGGACUGCCUGGUGCGACGAGAUGGUGACCGACUACACAGCGUACAACGGCGCCGAGUACGGCAUCUUCCCGCGGCUGAAGUUCAAGUCGAUCGACACGGACGCGCCGAUGUUGCAAGCGAGCACGUGGAACAAGGAGGCAAUGUCGAAGACGGGAUCGCACAUCUUCUUGCGACACGAUGGCCACCACGAACCUGAGAAACCGCUGGAUUCGGCGCUGCUGAUCUUGAGCGCCGAGGACCUCAGCGUUGUUUAUAUCAACCGCAGCUUCGAGGCCAUAUUCGAUGUGCGUGUGCAGCAGGACUUCAACAAGAGCUAUCUGACCUUCUAUGGCGGACCCAUGACGGAGGUUGGGCUUGGAAACGGUUACGCUCCUGCGUACGAUGAGAACUAUAAAGAAGUCUACCGCAUUGCGCCCCAGAAUCUCAGCGUCAAGGGUGAUAUCCACGAAUGCCAAUUCAUUGGCAAUGGAAGCGUCAUGGUCACGGCGCACGAGACCAUACCAUGGGACUUAAGCCAUAUACGGGGAGGCGCGAAGCUGGCCGCAAUCGUAGACAGCGUCUUCCAAGAGAUCGAGCUCGAGACGAACAGGGUACUCUUCCAAUGGCGAAGUUUUGACCACAUCGACAUGGCAGGAUCAUACGAGAAAAUCAGCCGACGAUGGGAUUACUUCCACCUGAACAGCAUCCAAAAGAGCAGAGCAGGCAACUACCUCCUCUCCGCGCGCCACACGCACGCCAUCUACCUCAUCAACGGCACGACAGGCGAAGUGAUCUGGACGCUCGGCGGCGCGAAGAAUGACUUCGUCGAGCUGGCGCCCUUUGGCGACAACAGCACGCUCGAGGCCAGUAACCCGGCCCUGAGCAUGGCGUGGCAGCACCACGCGCGGUUUUACGAAGACAACGAGAGCGAGAUCACCCUUUUCGACAAUCACGUGCUGGAUUACAACGGGUACAACUGCAAGCAGAACUGCUCGCGCGGACUCCACCUCCGACUGGACAACGCGGCCGAGCCGAAGACGGUGCGUAUCCUCGGCGAGUACCUGCACCCGCAGGGUCUGCAAAGCCAGAGCCAGGGCAGCAUGCAGGUGCUCGACGAGGGCAACGUGUUUGUGGGCUGGGGACGCAAUCCCAGUUUCACGGAGCACACGAAGGACGGCGAGGCGGUGCUCAGCGUGCAGUUCUCGCCGUGGCGGUCGGCGGCUACACGUGGAGACGGGCUGGACAAUUACCGCGCUUUCAAGAUGGACUGGAAUGCCACGCCGUACUGGCCGCCGGACAUCGCUGUUGAGACGCAGGGUGGGAAUGGGAGUAGUAUCGCUUAUGUGAGCUGGAAUGGGGCUACGGAGGUUAGGUAUUGGGCUUUGCUCGCCAGCAACUCCACCUUGGACCUUAACGGCGCCGCCAACGUCGUCGCCAAGCUGCCACGCAGCGGCUUCGAGACUGUCAUACCCCUAAGCCCCAUCGAAGCGCGAUAUGCGCGCGCCGCCGUGCUCGACAUCAACCACAACAUCAUCGGCUCGACGCGCGUCUUCGACGUCGCCGCCGGAGACAUCCAUGCCACCAACUACAGCAUCACCGACGUGGGCAGUCUGGUCACGACGGAGGUCGCCACCGCGCUGGCAUCGAAGGUUCCGUCUACGGGGUUGGGAUGGAAUGUAGCAAUCGGCGGCGUCGUGCUUUGCGCGCUGGCGUUGGCGGGUGUGUCGUUCUGGCGCACCAAGUUGGCGGACUGGGCGGUUGUGAGGGCGAAGGUCAUGAGGAUUUGGCGUUCCACGCGUCUGAAGGGGCUUUCGACUAGGCUUCAUAGGAACUGUAUGGAGGAGGGCGGCAUUGGCAAGAGGCUUGACGAGGAGAGAACGCCUAUGAAAGCCGAGUUUGCGGCGCGGGAAGCCCAGAAAGCUACUGACGAAUGGACCCCCGCUCCUUUCCUCCAGUCGUGGUACAGAUUACGACACAGCACAUUCGGUGCAUGCAAUGAGGUCGUCGGCUUCUUCUUCGGCAUUCUAGAUCCCGACCUGCGCGAGCAGUACGUCAAGGUUGCCAGUGAGGUUAGCAAACUGGGGUACAUCCCCUUCGAGUGCCGUCGCCGAGACGAGAUGUUCGUCAUGAGAGCCGCGCUUAUCAACGUCAUGACGAACGAACACAAGGAUAACGGCGACUGGCAACACGGGCUCGCGGGUCUCGUCCCGGUCGGUGACUACCAAGGCGGCGACCUCGUCCUACGAGAGCUCGGCCUCCAGACCGAGAGCAAACCGGGUUGUGUCCAGCUACUGCAGGGACGCGAACUGCGGCACUCCAUCACGAAAUACCUAGGCCAAAGAUUUGUGGUGGUAAACACAACCCACGAGGCGGUGAGGCGCUGGGCCUUUCGGCAGAUGGGCGAGCCGGUCAAGACGGACCUCACCAGUAUUGUAGAGAGCUGCGGCAACAUCUGGCCAGAAGACACCCUACCGGAAAACCAGAGAAUACUCAUGGAGCAGAGUAGUGAUGAUCCGAGCACGGGUUGGGCUGUAAAGAGGCAACGAAAGGCGUAG
Molecule: messenger RNA, 2562 nt
Organism: Anthostomella pinea
Lineage: Eukaryota; Fungi; Ascomycota; Sordariomycetes; Xylariales; Xylariaceae
Source: the annotation of a GenBank genome assembly